This is a messenger RNA of Coffea arabica (coffee), 581 nucleotides long. The record is from RefSeq and is a predicted model, not a curated record. NCBI's taxonomy places the organism in Eukaryota, Viridiplantae, Streptophyta, Magnoliopsida, Gentianales, Rubiaceae.
UAUUACUACCUGUAGCAACUUUGGUUAAUUCUUUUUGUAAGAGUUACCAGUUUCUUAUAUGUGUGUGUUAAUUCUGCCCAGAUUAAUACAUGCAAUGGCUUCUAGUUGGCUAUUUCCCAAAUAAGCUUAUAAACCCAAGCUGCGGACUGAAGACUGGACUGGCUGAACUCUGGGAAUCAUUUGCAUCUGUGUCACUGGAAAAUGUUGGCUGUUGCAUUGCAAUGUUCGGUGAACUAGCAGAAUUCAUGUGCGUUCCGGUCGGUAAGCCACCAAGUGAAGUCUGUGGAGGAUUGUUAGAUGAUGAUGCUUUUGGAGACUGGAAAGGAGAAGGAUUGAGUUGCGGUUGUAGUAAGGUACUCAAGGAACACUUGGAGAUGGCAUCUGAACACCAUUUCCUCCAUAAGGACAGUUUGCACUACUCUUCGGGUUUUUGCUGUCUCAAGUUCAUUGAGUUUUGAUGACGCAGCCCACAUAUAUAUGGCACUAGUAAAGGAAGUUGCAUGAGCCGAAUUCAGUGGAUUGUUUACAUUUGCCAUGCCAUUUCUGGAAGGAAGUUGCAAUUAUUAUGAAAAUUGUUUCAA